AGCCAAUUUUUCGCAAUUCAACCUCGAAAUAAUAUCAACCCGACGACAACCUCUAAUUCGACAAAUUACAUUUUCGACCCUUUCAGCAUACCGGAAGAAACACCGUCGAGAUGGCAAAGAUUUCGUGAGUCUGCUUUUUACACAAUUAUAGCGGAGGGUGGGGUCGAUUGGGCAAAAGAAAUGCGCGGAACUUCAGCGAGGGGAAUGAGUGAAAGGAAUUAAAUUUGGGAGGGGCCAUUGAGAAUGGGGAUUGAAGUGUUAAGGCUAUAUAACAGGAUUUGGAAAGCCGACCGGAUUGAAAGCUAAUGUGAUGUUCUUCAUAGACGUGGAGCCCCUGGUGGCAAGCUUAAGAUGACUCUCGGUCUCCCAGUGUGAGUUUUACUCCAGAUCUCACGCCCAACAAUCUGCGAUACCGAACACACGACAACGAUAUUAUUUCUGAUUCUGCGAACCUAUCCUUAUUCAAAUUCGCAAUACGAUGAAGCUCAAAAUACUAACUAGAAAAUAGCGGAGCCGUCAUGAACUGCUGCGACAACUCCGGUGCCCGUAACUUGUACAUCAUUUCCGUCAAGGGUAUCGGUGCCCGUCUUAACCGUCUCCCAGCCGGUGGUGUCGGUGAUAUGGUUAUGGCAACCGUCAAGAAGGGAAAGCCAGAAUUAAGAAAAAAGGUUAUGCCAGCUGUUAUCGUUAGACAGUCAAAGCCAUGGAAGAGAACCGAUGGUGUUUUCUUGUACUUCGAGGACAACGCUGGUGUUGUAAGUACAGGAUUUUAUUCUUUCAUAUUCGGGCGGGUUGUGGGUGGUGAACGAGUUAAGGGAAUGGCUUUUCAUGAGGAUUUCGCAAACGAUGGAGGCUGGAGAAUAAAAUUAUACAAUUUCAGACAUGAGGGUAGAAUAAUGGCUGACAAAUUUUCCACAGAUUGUCAACCCCAAGGGAGAGAUGAAGGGAUCCGCCAUCACUGGACCAGUCGGAAAGGAAGCUGCUGAAUUAUGGCCAGUAAGUUCCAACGUCCCAACAUCCAACUUCCCUACCCUUCAUUCUCGGAAACUAACUAUACCUACUCAGCGUAUUGCCAGUAACUCUGGUGUCGUUAUGUAAAGAGGCUGUUAUUUUUUCGGGGUUCUUAACGUCAAAUGGAAGGAAGUCAUGGAUGAAUGGGAGGGCGUUGCAUCGUUGCUUCUUAAGCCUACUUCACUUACAUACCUAAAGACCUGGCGGUCGAUUAUGAAAAAUUGAUUCAGCUUCCUACCAAUACUACGAAACUAUGGACGAAUUUGUGAUGAUGUACUUAUGAUUGAGUUGGAACUGGAAGGCUGCAGGUGACACCAGAUUCAGAUGCGAAUAGAGUUGGAUGAAAUCACAGGACGAUAUUCGAGUGUCGAUAGUGUGAAAGAUGGGCCAGUGUCAAUUUCGGUUCAAAAGUUUUAGGAAUA
Sclerotinia trifoliorum is the source of this 1433-nucleotide messenger RNA. Lineage: Eukaryota; Fungi; Ascomycota; Leotiomycetes; Helotiales; Sclerotiniaceae. The record is from the annotation of a GenBank genome assembly.